AUGGUCAGGCUCUGGCUUUACUUGGAGAUUCAUAAGUGUCCUGUCAGCUUGUUUGGCCGGCUUACAUCAGAGACGGACAUCCGCCAAAGCAAAGGCAACAGGGAGCAGUAUGAUUCAUUUAUAGAGGAUAAAUUGACUCAUUUUCAUCCACUAAGCUUUCAAAUGACUGAUAGAAAACCAAGCUGUGAUAACCAGGACCCUGAGCAGAGAAAUGUAAAGGACAAAGACCCUGAAGAGGAGGAAAAGUGCACAGGUGUGACAGAGGAUUUAAAAGUGAAGAUCCCGUCUCUGCAGGAGCUGGAGGAGGUUUUACAUUCAGCUCCACGCUCCUGUCGACACGGAGAUGAGGUGUGGCCAAACCUGUAUCUUGGAGACAUGUACAUGUCUCAUGAUAAACUGGGGCUCUGGCAGCUCGGCGUCACUCACGUUCUGAACGCAUCACAUGGGAAACUGUGCUGUAAGGGCACCGACGAUUUCUAUGGUACCACAGUGAAAUACCUUGGAGUCCCAGCCAAUGACCUGCCAACAUUUGACCUUUCACCUUUUUUCCACCCUGCUGCUGAGUUCAUUCACCAGGCUUUGACAUCAGGAGGAAAGGUGCUUGUGCACUGUGCUGUGGGUGUGAGUCGCUCUGCUGCAUUGGUCCUAGCCUAUCUGAUGAUUCAUCACAACCUCAGUCUUCUUUCAUCUGCCCGCUGUGUGCAGCAGAAACGCUGGAUUUUCCCAAACAGAGGAUUCCUGCGACAGCUUAUAGCCCUGGACCGAAAGCUGCAACACGAAGGGUCGAAUGAAAGAGAGGGAAGUGAGGAAAAGCUCUAAGUUAUGAACACACAGGCCAUGUUCUAGCCAUAAGUACCAGGAACUUUCAGUCAAAGGAUCAGAGGGUAUUUUCAUCAAAGAACUAAACGGUUACUUGAGCUUGCAAUCAGUCUGGUAUGAGGGGUCAAUUACAAUCAGCCGACCCCAACCAGUGGGAUAGAUCUCUGGCAUGAUAGAAAUUUUAGAUGGCUCACAACAUACUCUCUCAUUGAUUCUUCAACUUCAGGACUCUUUUGUACUGAUUUCACCUGGGUACAAUGGUCAACAGCGCCUGAAAGCACCACAGCAACAUGCAGUGUGGUGUCAACAACGGAAAUACACUAGCCACAAUAUUGUGACCAUCUAUCUAAUGGGAUACCAUAUUUUUUGUUGAUGGAAACAUCUUCUGAUGCUAAGCUAGGGCAGUCAGUGAUGUUUCCUCAGGUCAUCAGGGGAUACGGGUCGAACAUCAGGCGACCCAGUCGAGGUUGAUCAAGCCUAAACUUGUGCCCUUGUAGCAUUCUCCCAUGAAUCAGUUCUCUUGAUCCAGAGCCACC
This is a messenger RNA of Notolabrus celidotus (New Zealand spotty), 1355 nucleotides long. RefSeq names its product dual specificity protein phosphatase 13-like. Lineage: Eukaryota; Metazoa; Chordata; Actinopteri; Labriformes; Labridae. Gene Ontology annotation, molecular function: protein tyrosine/serine/threonine phosphatase activity; MAP kinase phosphatase activity. The transcript has 4 exons. Gene Ontology annotation, cellular component: cytoplasm. Bases 1 to 819 code for a protein of 272 amino acids. Gene Ontology annotation, biological process: negative regulation of MAPK cascade; protein dephosphorylation. The record is from RefSeq and is a predicted model, not a curated record.